Messenger RNA from Corythoichthys intestinalis (scribbled pipefish), 2248 nucleotides. RefSeq names its product G-protein coupled receptor 143-like. The transcript is spliced from 9 exons. Gene Ontology annotation, cellular component: plasma membrane; melanosome membrane. Gene Ontology annotation, biological process: G protein-coupled receptor signaling pathway; melanosome organization; regulation of calcium-mediated signaling. Bases 342 to 1592 code for a protein of 416 amino acids. The record is from RefSeq and is a predicted model, not a curated record. NCBI's taxonomy places the organism in Eukaryota, Metazoa, Chordata, Actinopteri, Syngnathiformes, Syngnathidae. Gene Ontology annotation, molecular function: L-DOPA binding; L-tyrosine binding; dopamine binding.
CAGCACAAAAAUAGUAAUCAUAAAAUAUUUCCAUUGCACGGAUCAGACGCAUGGCACGACAUGUAUACAGUAUUAUUGACAGAAGCCUUUUGGUUGAGCAGAUGUAAAGAUUAUAAAUUCUAAUAAUUUUAAAGGCCACUUGACCUUUCUUAGUCCUCGGGCAUUGCAGUUUGCUGUUAGUUGAGUUGAGGCGAGGCGCGCUGCAAGGGGAUUAAAUGAAAGCACAUGAUGCAGCCACCAUGUGAGCAGUCAAAGAAUUGGACUAAGUGGACUCUCUUUCUUCACUUUGCCUCUCUGUAAACCGGCUGGUUGGUCGGCGUGCCGGGCUGGGUCGAGCAGUCAUGGCGUCACCGCGGCUGGAGACCUUCUGCUGCUCCAACCGGGACGCGGCCACCGAGCUGGUGGUCACCUUCCAGCCGCUCCUCUUUGGCGUUCUGACGGCAGUCAGCGCGGGAGUCAGCGCGCUCUUCGCCCUGCUGCAGAUCCUGCCCAAGAGGAAAGGCUACAGGCGGCUCGGACAGUAUCCGCUGCCCAGACCAGCCUCGUCGUCGCGGAUACUUUUCAUUAUCAGCGUCUGUGACAUUUUGGGAUGUGCAGGUAUUCUUUUGAGGUCUUCUCUAUGGUUGGGCCUUCCCAACGCAGUUGAACAAAUCUCUGUGGCCAACAGCACCGACGCUUGGCCGGACGUCCUCUGCCUUGGCAGCGCAAUGUGGAUCCAGUUGUUCUACAGCGCUUCCUUCUGGUGGACCUUUUGUUACGCAGUCGAUGUCUUUCUGGUGGUUAAGACAUCUGCGGGAAUCAGCACCAUUAUCCUGUACCACAUGAUCACAUGGGGUCUGGCUUUGCUGUUGUGUGUGGAGGGCGUGGCCAUGCUCUACUACCCCUCCAUCUCCAAUUGUGAGCAAGGCUUCCAGCACGCUAUCCCUCACUACGUCACCACGUACGCACCCAUGCUGUUAGUCCUCGUGGCCAACCCCAUCUUCUUCAAUCGCACCACCUCCGCGGUGACAUCGUUGCUGAAAGGACGUCAAGGGAUCUACACGGAAAACGAGCGCCGGCUAGCUAACGCUAUCAAAAUCCGCUUCUUUAAAAUCAUGCUAGUCUUCUGUAUUUGCUGGAUUCCCAACAUCCUCAAUGAGGGCCUCCUCUUCUACCUGGAAAUGCAGGUGAACAUUGGUGACAGCGGCCUAAGGAAUAUCAGGAAUGCUGCUCUUAUCACGUGGUUUAUCAUGGGGAUCCUGAACCCAAUGCAGGCCUUUCUCAACACGCUGGCAUUCCACGGCUGGACGGGUUUCGACGUGGACCUGAGCCUGCGAGGUCGCAGGGACCCGGUCUGGGAGUCGGCAUCCACGUCGGCUGCCAACGGAGGUGGACGCGACUCAAUGUUGGGCACGGCCCUGCUCUACCAGAGUCACGUGCAGGAGGCGAAGAAAAACAUGAACGGCAACGGGCAGCUGCAGUCCGACGCCAUCAGCGUCCUCUCAGAAGGUUCAGAAUCUAGCACAGUUGAAAUCCACAUAUCCAGCGAGCUACCAGACUAUGGCGAUAUAGAUGCUGAUGAGGAAUCCUUGGGGACGUCAGGGAAGCACUAGCCAACGUCACAUCGCUCUAAACUACUGUUGCUGGUAAAAAAAAAAAAAAGUACACUGGGAGAUUUCUGUAGCACAGCUCAUUUUCUACUUCUCUCGUGUAGCCACAUACAGUAACCUUGAGAACAUUAGAAGCGUGUUGUUGACUGGUAAUUAAGAGAUGGACGUAGUAUUUUCUUGCUUAUGUAGGUUCUAUUUGUAUUUUUUAGGGAUAUCACUAUACUCCAUGCUGCCUAGUUAAUGUUUUUUGCACUUUUAUUCUUAUUAAAUAUCCAGUUUAUUAUCGAAUGUGUUGUGAAUGCACAGAAAAAAAAAAUAGAGCUAAUUACAAUCUUUUUCUUUUAAGAAGACAAAGAUGAUUUUUUUUUUAAACAUACUGUUGUAAUUCUACUUACGAAAAUAAAUUGGUUCUGAUGGUAGCUUCAUAAUUUGAAAAUUCAGUAAGUAGAGACGCGUUUUCCAUGUAUAUGCCCUCAUCUGUUCCAAGCCCCCCAAAAUUCUGACAUCUUUUAUAAUGCAUAAAAAUGCAUCAAAAUAUGUAACAAAUACAUGUUACAAAUAGAUUAUUGCACAAUAAACAUAAAAUCGUAGUUGUGCAUAAUAUAAAAAAACAAGAAUGAAGAAAAAGUUAAUACACUCAUGUAAAGCUGUUGCAACAC